Messenger RNA from Physella acuta, 542 nucleotides. RefSeq names its product protein MIX23-like. The record is from RefSeq and is a predicted model, not a curated record. Gene Ontology annotation, cellular component: mitochondrion; mitochondrial intermembrane space. Lineage: Eukaryota; Metazoa; Mollusca; Gastropoda; Physidae.
CAAGGUGUAACCAACAUGGCGGCGCCCAGCGAACAACGGUAUCUUCCAUGCGAUGACUUUAUGAAAUUCCAGGAUGCAUUAAAAAAGCUCCGGCUUAUAGAUGACAGAAUCAUACAUGCCCUAAACACAUCACUUCCUACACAAUCUUUCAGAGACAAAGUAAAUGUCUCCACAGAAUGUAAACGCUUGUAUGAAGAGAUGCAGGUAUCAUAUGACCAGCGGGACCAAUCAAUCCGCCAUUGUAUUGAGUUAGUUACAGAUGAUGUGAAAAAACUGAGGCAGAAGAAACUGGAUGCACCUGAUGAUGUUGAAAUCUUGAGAUCAUUAAGGAAGGAACAAACUAAAUUGAAGCUAAUGCAGCAAGAAAUGAGUAUAGAGGAAGUAGUGAAAGAUAGGACUCUGAAGGUAUUCUAUGAAAGAUGUCGAGACAGCUACACGCCACCGGCGGCUCCUAUAGUCUUGUAACCAUCAGCCAACAUUAGACCAGCAUUGUCGCAUAAAGAAUGAUUUUUUAAUUAAAAUGUAACUUUUACACUGCUGUA